AUUUGGAGGUCCAAAUCAGUGUCAGCGAAAACUGCGAGUCACCGGCUAAUUUUAUUUUCUCGUCGCUCUCUCUUUGAAGAAACAAACAAGAUAAGAUGUUUCGAAACCAGUAUGAUAAUGAUGUGACAGUAUGGAGUCCCCAGGGAAGAAUCCAUCAGAUUGAGUAUGCAAUGGAGGCAGUAAAACAGGGAUCAGCAUCCAUUGGACUCAAGUCAAAAACCCAUGCCAUACUAGUGGCCCUCAAGAGAGCGCCAUCUGAGCUGUCUGCCUACCAGAAGAAGAUCCUGCCGAUAGAUGAUCAUGUUGGAGUGGCAAUAGCUGGGCUCACUGCUGAUGCUAGGCUUCUUAGCAACUUUAUGCGGUCUGAGUGUUUGAACUCUAGGUAUGCUUAUGAUCAAUCCCUGCCAGUCUCCAGACUUGUAGCUGCUGUUGGCAACAAAUCGCAAGUACUAACCCAGAAGUAUGGGCGGCGGCCAUUUGGUGUGGGACUACUUAUUGCAGGAUAUGAUUCGCAGGGCCCACAUAUUUACCAGACCUGCCCCUCGGCCAACUACUAUGACUGUAAGGCCAUGGCUAUAGGGGCCAGGUCCCAGUCAGCAAGGACUUAUGUGGAGAAACAUCUGGAGAAAUUCCCCGAUAGCAGUCUUGAGGAGCUGAUUGCCCAUGGGCUGCGGGCUCUCCGCGACACGCUGCCCUCAGAUGUCAACCUCACCACCAAGAACUGUUCCGUGGGGGUGGUGGGGAAGGACAUUGAUUUCACCAUCUACGACGAUGACAGUGUCCAGCAAUAUCUGGCCAUGGUGGAGGGUGAGGAGAGGUCUAACCGGGCACUGGUUGUCGACGCCCCUGCACAGGAGGGACAGGAGCCAAUGCAGCAGGAUGCUGAGGGAGGGGCCCCAGAUCCUGCGGUGGCUGACCCCGCAGUUCAGCAGCCUGAGGGCAUGGACCAGUGACUGCCACCUUUCAACAACCACCCCCUCGCUCCACCACAUCCCUUCUGCCCGUAGGUGCACUUGGUUGUGCAAUCUGGGGACCAGCUGCUGACUCAACACACAUAGACAAAUAUCCAUGCUUAUUGAUCAAAUCUUCAUGACUAUGGUUAUUAGGUUGAUUCCGUCUUUUUUGAGUUCCAUCUCAAAUAAUUUUACAUAGUAUUUGACGCAUAUUGAGCUAAAAUUUGAAAAAAGGUCAUAAUUAUUCCUGUGUUAUAUAUCACAUUGGGAUCAGUGAUAGAUUGUGCAGUCAAGUGCACCUACAUAUGUUUGAUGGACACAGACUGCCUGGAAGAUGGUGCCUAGUGGUUAAGGGGAGAACUUGGAAUUAGUUAAACUUAUGAGCUACGGCCGUACUAUAGUGGACCAUAAAUACAGUACAUGAAAUACUUACUCCUUUGAAAGUUCGUUAAAUAAAAAGUGCUAUGAAUCAUCAAAAUUUGUUAUACUAUAGUGUAUUGAAAGUGAAUAAAUGUAAAAUUGA
Mya arenaria is the source of this 1476-nucleotide messenger RNA. Its product is annotated as proteasome subunit alpha type-1-like. Bases 96 to 953 code for a protein of 285 amino acids. The transcript has 11 exons. NCBI's taxonomy places the organism in Eukaryota, Metazoa, Mollusca, Bivalvia, Myida, Myidae. Gene Ontology annotation, cellular component: proteasome core complex; nucleus; proteasome core complex, alpha-subunit complex. The record is from RefSeq and is a predicted model, not a curated record. Gene Ontology annotation, biological process: ubiquitin-dependent protein catabolic process.